UGUGCACCUGCGGACACAAUCAUAGCGCAAUCACAUAUUGCAGCUUUUUAUUGCCCCAGCAGGACGCACAAGCGGAUACCUGGAUGCCAUGGAUGCAGAGGAGAAAUCCCCCGCCGACAGCGGAGUGCAGCUCCUGGACAUCGGCUCCAACUCGCCCCCUCCCGAGCCCAAAAGUACGGAGGACACCGGCCACCUGGAGAAGCCGCCGUUUUCAUACGUGGCUCUCAUCGCCAUGGCCAUCAAGGAGAGCGCCGUCAAGAGACAAACCCUGAGCGGAAUAUACGACUACAUCAUCUCCAAGUUCCCCUACUAUGAGAAGAACAAAAAAGGCUGGCAGAACAGUAUUAGACACAAUCUGUCACUCAAUGAGUGUUUCGUAAAGGUGCCCCGGGAGAGCGGAGGGGACAGGAAGGGCAACUUUUGGAUGCUGGACCCGGCUUUUGAGGACAUGUUUGAGAAGGGGAACUACCGGCGGCGGAGGAGGGUGAGGAGACCCUACAGACCGGCGAGCGUGCCUUACCUGACCGGGAACCCCGUGGAGUAUCCCGAUCCGCUCUACCUGCAGCCCUAUGUGAGCCCGUGGGGUCUGUGCCAGCCCAGCUCGUCCCAAACGACCGGAUACCCAGCGCCGCAGGUCAUCACCGGACACACCCGCAGCGUGUCCCCCAGCGGCCCGGUGAGCUCGUACUGCCCGUCCCCACACUUCCACCACCCGGCAUACGGCGCUUACCACCGCCACCCGCCCGUGCUGGUCCCCCACAACGGGUGUCCCUACGGCGGAGUGACCCAGCCGAUGAGCCCCGACGGAGGCACCGCUUCCGUGGGGUGUAGCUACCAGCAGUUCACCUCCUAUGCAAGGCAGGCGGAGGCGCCGCUGGGUCAUUCAUACGACCUGUAGGGUUUAGAGUUAGCCUAUUCUUGAUGGCCAGUAGGCUACACAAAACAAAGUUAAUCACUAAACCAUUUCAGUUCGUUUGUCGGGUUGUUUGGUAGUUUGAUGAGUUGGAGUGUAAAUAUCUUCGUUGUUAAUUAGGCUAACUGUUAAAUAACCUGUUGGUUUUUAUUCUCAUUGCAUUUAGCUGUAGAAAUGGCACGGUGUGAACUGCAGGGAUACAUCUGAUGAACUCUGAGGUUUAUCUUUUUUGCAACAAAAUAAACUUGUUUUAUACUUUGUGUUUUUUAUAAUUUUGUUUUUUACAAUUUUAUGAUUUCUAUUAUUUUUGAAAUAUCUUUGUUAUUUAUUUCUUGUGUUUGGUUUCAUCCCAUUCCCCGCGCUGCUAUGCAACAGUUGGUGACACUGAAGCACUGAUGAGUUUUCUUAUUCGAUUGUGAAUGUUUACUUGAUGUAAAAUACGUCAUGUUUGUUCAAAUAAAAUGUUAUUUUUGCAUCAAA
Messenger RNA from Dicentrarchus labrax (European seabass), 1393 nucleotides. RefSeq names its product forkhead box L2-like (gene foxl2l). The transcript has a single exon. Gene Ontology annotation, biological process: cell differentiation; anatomical structure morphogenesis; regulation of transcription by RNA polymerase II. The coding region runs from base 89 to 898 and encodes 269 amino acids. The record is from RefSeq and is a predicted model, not a curated record. Gene Ontology annotation, molecular function: DNA-binding transcription factor activity, RNA polymerase II-specific; RNA polymerase II cis-regulatory region sequence-specific DNA binding. NCBI's taxonomy places the organism in Eukaryota, Metazoa, Chordata, Actinopteri, Moronidae.